Molecule: messenger RNA, 2699 nt
Organism: Drosophila serrata
Lineage: Eukaryota; Metazoa; Arthropoda; Insecta; Diptera; Drosophilidae
Biological process (GO): regulation of transcription by RNA polymerase II
Cellular component (GO): nucleus
Molecular function (GO): protein binding
Source: RefSeq, a predicted model, not a curated record
AGCAGCUAACGGUUAACAAAGCAGAUCCAUGUGAUCCACCCCAGAUGAAUUAUGGAACAUGUAAAUAGCACUAAUACCAGACAACCGCACCAUCAGCACCAGCACGAGCAGUUGCAGCAGCACCAGUUCGAGCAGCAGCUGCAGCACAGCGAGAACCAGCAGCAGUUCUGUCUUCGAUGGCACAAUCACCAGUCCAGUUUGCUGAGCACUCUGCCGGUGCUGCUGGACCAGUCGCAUCUGACGGAUGUCACCAUCUCGGCGGAGGGCCGCCAGUUGCGGGCACACCGCGUGGUUUUGAGCGCCUGCAGCAGCUUUUUCAUGGAGAUCUUCCGUGCUCUGGAGGCUAAUAGCCAUCCCGUCAUCAUCAUACCGGGAGCCAGUUUCGCAGCCAUUGUGGCGCUGCUUACCUUCAUGUACUCCGGCGAGGUGAACGUCUACGAGGAGCAAAUACCCAUGCUGCUAAAUUUGGCCGAGACGCUAGGCAUCAAGGGACUGGCCGAUGUCCAGAAUAACAACCUACCAAAGACAACGCGAAGUGAAUCAGCAUCCUACAUGAAUCCGUCCAACGAGAAGUCGUCAGAGUUCGAACGUCCCACAACGCCCUCGCCCACGCCCACACCUACGCCAUCUCACACGCCCACACCUGCCCUACCACUACCCUUGCCCCAGAUGCCGAGUCCUGCUCUGACCACCCCUCUACUGGCUAACAAGCUGGGGUCAGUGGGGUCUGCAGCAAUGGGAACGACGCCCCUGGAAAACCUUUUUAAGUCGCUCCAGUUCUAUCCUAGCCUGUUGCCCCAGCCGCUUAACUUUUCUCAAACGGCACUGAACAAGACCUCGGAGCUACUGGCCAAAUACCAGCAACAGUGCCAGCUUUACCAGAGCGGGGUGCAGGAGGAUCACCAGGAGGCGGACUGCUUCGGAGCUAAGCGGCUCAAAGGCGAAAGCCCGCCCAAGGAGUUCAGGCGGCUGGACAAGAGCCUGCCCAAGACCCCGAAAAGCGCUUCAGCCAACAGCAGUAGCAAGUCCCCCCAGUCCGCCAUUAUGGCCACCUCGCCAGUUACCCUCGCCCCUGCAAUGGCUCACUUCUCCCCCCAGUUGCCGGUGGUCAAAUGCUCCUCAGUCAGCUACCCCAACCCCGUGAGCCAAGGUCAACUGUAUAGCAACAAGCCGCCGCUUUACAGCGUCGCUGCUACGCCCACGACGGCCCAGCAAGCGGCCCAGAUGCACCACCAGCAGGUGCCGGCGGUCACGCCCUACAUUUCGCCCGAGGACCAUGCCAAACUGCAGCUACACAUUGAGCAAUACCAGAGAGAGGCAGCUGCGGCAGUAGCCGCCGCCGGGGGAAUGGUCAGCGCCAAGUCAGAGCCGAACCUGCUCUCGCUUGGCGCCGACCGCGACAAGGCGCUGCCCCCCGUCGCCAUAAAGCCGCCGUCCAACUCCAAGCUGUACGCCACUUGCUUCAUCUGUCAUAAACAACUGAGCAACCAAUACAACCUACGCGUGCAUCUGGAAACCCAUCAGAAUGUGAGAUACGCAUGUAAUGUCUGCUCCCACGUGUCCCGCAGUAAGGACGCCCUAAGGAAACACGUCAGCUACCGCCACCCGGGAGCUCCGUCACCCUGUGAGAACGAGGCCAGGCGAAAGCGGGUUUCCAAGCUGACGCCAACUUCUGUGCAGGCAGCCACCACCAUGCCUGUGCCCGUAAGUCAUACAGUGACUAGCGGGGAAGUUGGUACAACGACGACGACAGCAAUUGGGUGUCCUAGUCAUGAGGGUCGGAAUCCGUACCUUUUCCUCCCCAAUCAGUUUCAGAUGGCGGCCGCUGCAGCCGCCGUUGCAGUUGCCGAUUCCUCGCCACCUAUUGGGCAGUCAUCACUGGACUUGGGACCCGAGCCAUCGCCGGUCGUUAAGAGCGAACGGGAGCUGUCGUCUGCUAGUAACGGAGAGGCAACAGGCGUUGAGACAACAGCGGUGGCCACCUGAGGGAACAAUUUGCUUCAAUAUCGACUUCAAUUUUUCAGUUCACCACACAUAAGCACAUAAAAGGAACAUCCCCGCACAUGCAGAAGUGUUGGCAAGCUCUUAAUUGAGUAAAAAAGAUAGUUGGACCAAAGAUCUCAUGAUAAAAAGAUGCAUGACGUCCAUACACUUAAAUGGCGAUACUCUAGCACCUCUCGUUAUCCUCCCCAAAACGAAAAAUUCGAGUGCAAAAUAUCAUAUGGCGCUACCCAUCUUAUUAUUAUAAGAUCCUUCGGUCACGCUGUGCCCUGCACUGAAUCUAUUAGCCCCACCGAAACCAACGUCUUAGACCCGGCUGUGAUAAUUAGCGCAAUUCGUUUUCGUUUUCUACACAUACACAUGCGAGCGCCUAUCUUAAUUUAUAAUUAUAUUUUUAGCACAAAUUUAUGUUUAUUUCGCUGAGCUCCAGCCUGCUUAAACGGACAAAUGUCGAGAAGCAUGGCGGUCGCAUUGUGCUCCUUAAACUGUAGCAACCUCCGAGGCUAUCGAACUGCAAGUUACAAUUACCUUUCGCUUUCACACGCCCACACAUUCAAGUAUACUAAGAAAGUUUUAUAUAAAUAUUGUAAUUAUAUACACACCAGAACACGUACACACUUUUGCACACAAAAAGACAGGGUGAAAACCUACGACACUAAAGUCCCAAGUUUAAAAGAAAUAAAUUUUUAAGACAAAUA